Meloidogyne enterolobii is the source of this 585-nucleotide messenger RNA. Lineage: Eukaryota; Metazoa; Nematoda; Chromadorea; Rhabditida; Meloidogynidae. The record is from the annotation of a GenBank genome assembly.
AUGUUCCGAACAAUUCAAAGUUUAUUAAAUGAUGAUUGCAGUGAAAAACAUUUAAAAGAAAAUUCCAAAUCAAUUUCUAAUCAAAAUAUUUUUAUUAAAAAUAAUUCUCUACUUCCAUCAACCCCGCCAUUAAUGAUAACAAAUAAUUUAACUCAACAAAAUAAUUUUUCUUCGGAAAAAACUUUUGAUUACGAACAACAAUUUAAACUUUCUUCUUCAAUCUCAUCAACAAAUCCAUUACAACAAUUGCCAAUUUGUUCAUCUUGGGAACAAUUAAUUGCUUUUACUUUAUGGAAUUGGCAAAACAUAACGAAAGGAAUCCGACGACCGCGCACAACAUUUACGUCACAACAACUUGCAGAAUUGGAAAAAUCAUUUUCACAACAUAAAUAUCUUUCAAGACCCAGACGUUACCAGUUGGCAAAAGAAUUGGGUUUAAAUGAAACGCAAGUGAAAAUUUGGUUUCAAAAUAGGCGCAUGAAAGUAAAAAGAAAUGUUAACAUAAAUGUUGGAGAAAUAGAAAUAAAUAAUUUUGGAGUGCAAGAAAAAAUAAUGAAUGUUUUAGAAAACGUGGAUUCUCUUUGA